Messenger RNA from Mustela erminea (ermine), 1321 nucleotides. RefSeq names its product trafficking protein particle complex 6B (gene TRAPPC6B). Bases 313 to 798 code for a protein of 161 amino acids. Gene Ontology annotation, biological process: regulation of GTPase activity; endoplasmic reticulum to Golgi vesicle-mediated transport. The transcript has 6 exons. NCBI's taxonomy places the organism in Eukaryota, Metazoa, Chordata, Mammalia, Carnivora, Mustelidae. The record is from RefSeq and is a predicted model, not a curated record. Gene Ontology annotation, cellular component: cis-Golgi network; TRAPP complex; trans-Golgi network.
UUGUUUUUCCGCCCCCCGCCCAGGGGCCGGAUAGGGUCUCGGCUGGCUCUGUUUGUUUCCGGCUGCUGUCAGAUUGUGUUGUUGGGCCUGAGGGCUUGGUGGCCCUGGAGUGGGCUCGUCUCGGUACCGGACUCACGCUUGUACCAGGCUUGGGGACGCGGAGCGAGUUUUUCGGUCUCCUAGCAACCAGGAACUGGCUGUGGACUGAAGGAGUCGCGGAGCCGGCGUCCAAAUCGCUCAGGCGCUAGCCGGAACCUUUGAGCCCGGCCCAAACCCGAGCCGAAACCCGGCGUUUGGAAGACUAAGCAGGAAAUGGCGGACGAGGCGUUGUUUUUGCUUCUCCAUAACGAGAUGGUGUCUGGAGUGUACAAGUCCGCGGAGCAGGGGGAGGUGGAAAAUGGACGCUGUAUUACUAAGCUGGAAAACAUGGGGUUUCGAGUGGGACAAGGAUUGAUAGAAAGGUUUACAAAAGAUACUGCGAGGUUCAAGGAUGAGUUAGAUAUCAUGAAGUUCAUUUGUAAAGAUUUUUGGACUACAGUAUUCAAGAAACAAAUCGACAAUCUAAGGACAAAUCAUCAGGGCAUCUAUGUACUUCAGGACAACAAAUUUCGUCUGCUUACUCAGAUGUCUGCAGGAAAGCAGUAUUUAGAACAUGCAUCUAAGUAUUUAGCAUUUACCUGUGGCUUAAUAAGAGGUGGCUUAUCGAACUUGGGGAUAAAAAGUAUUGUCACGGCUGAAGUGUCUUCAAUGCCAGCCUAUGUACUGCUCCAUUUGGAAGUCAAGGUUGGUGCCACCUAAGUGGGUUCCUGCUGCAAGGAAUUUGAGGACAUCCUUCUCCAUUUCCAGGAUAUCAAGGGCUCUGGACAUUGUGAAAGUUUCUCUUUAAGUUACCAUGGGAAUGAAGAACAACAGCAUGUGGUUCGACCUCUCCCUGGCUAGUGUGGAAAGGGAAAGGGUUGGAUCCUGAUUUGAACAGUUCAAAUGUGAGAAGACAUUUUGGGAACAAUUAAGGAAUAUGAAACAUGAACUAGGUAUCAGAUAAUAUUGUGGAGUUAUUAAAUUUAUUAGAUAUGAUACCAGUAUUAGAGUCAUGUUUUAAAAGGUCCUAAUCACUUAGAUACUCUAAAACAGGAGAAAUGACAUGUCUGAGAUUUGUUUAAAAUACAUUAACAAAAAAGAUGAGACAAAUGAAAUACUCUGGUGAAGUUAAUAAAUGUUGAACUUGGGUGAUAGAUGCUGAUGGGGGGCAAGUAUUAUUCUACUACAUUCAUAUGUACUUGAAAAUCUCCAUAAUAAGAACCUUAGGGGCACCUGGGUGGCU